This is a messenger RNA of Aplosporella prunicola CBS 121167, 409 nucleotides long. RefSeq lists its product as uncharacterized. Lineage: Eukaryota; Fungi; Ascomycota; Dothideomycetes; Botryosphaeriales; Aplosporellaceae. The record is from RefSeq and is a predicted model, not a curated record. The coding region runs from base 78 to 374 and encodes 98 amino acids. The transcript has a single exon.
ACGGCGGGUGGGGUGUCUCGCGAGGCUUACAUAGCGGCACCGUGAGUAGCAGCCAUUUUAAUGGUCGAGGACUGAGUAUGAUUCUACGGCGUCGGGUAGAAUCAAGAGGGGUGGGUGUCGGCGUUGUCGUCGUGUGGUGGUCGUCGGCGUCGAGAUCAAUUUUGGGUGGAGAUGCGGCGGCUUUCGUGUGCGCCAGACGAAGCCGGGGUUUAGCCGAGGGCGCACGUUGUUUGCCGUGUUUGCAGCCGCGUCACCCUUCCUAUUGCGUCCUAGGAAGGAUACGGCAAUCCGUAUCACACGUCAAGCCCCCCGGCGAAGAUUGCCCGCGCGAUGCUGUCAUUCCGUCCACCCACCACACGCUUGCCGGGGCCUGAAGUUUGCCGCGCCCCCAGGAUCUUGUGGAAUUCGC